GCUCACACCCACGGCGAACUGACGCGACUGACGUCUUUUGCAUUUAUCAUCGCAACCUCGGUGUUUCUAGCCCGGCCUUGUUUUUGGGCUCUCGAGAGCUGGUGUCAGCUUUCGAGUGUCCAUCGACAACGAGCAGGCGUACUCGUCAUGUCGCGAAGGCAGUCGUGCGAGGGAACCAAGGCGUCGCGGGUGAACCGCGCAGCCGGGAGCGACAACGACGACAUGCUCAGCGCCUCAUGUUCCUCGGCUAACGCUCCCCUAGGAGCAAGAGGCAGAGGGCACUUUGGCGCGGGCGAGAAGCGCAAGAAACGCUUGUCCGAGGAUCAAUCGAAUCAGCGCAAGAAGCGCAUCGUUGAAUCGUAUUCCGGGGGUGACAACGAUAGUGAUACCCCAGUCAUUGGCAGGGGACGCUCUAGAAACGUCAAGGGCAAAAUCAGGGCACAGGCUGGGCAAGUGGACAGCAGUCAAGAAGAGGCUGAUGAGCUAGAGCCAGGUCUGUCGGAAGAUGCUUCGAUGGCACAUCGGCAGCGUGAAAACGAAAAGGCGAAGAAGCUGCGCCUCAUCGAUGAUCACUGGCCAGUCUGCUCAAAAUGCAAUGUCGCUCCCACUCUUAAAGAACUUCGAAAGAUCAACAAGAUUAAAUCACCCAAGAAGAAGCGAAAAAGCAGAGGUGGCGAUGCAUCCGUUUGGUACGGUACAGACCGCCUCAAACGACCCGCCGACGGCUAUGCCGAGACCUCUACGGAUGACGACAAGUCUUCCAAAGCGGAGAUGAGGGCAGACAUUGAGCGAAAAGGAGGCUGGCUACGAUGCACCGACUGCACCGCACCGCUCCACUGGGACUGUCUACAAGGAAGGCGCAAGAAGACCAUCCUGGCAGAUCUCAACGCCAAUCUCCCAACCGGGUUCAAGCCAGUCAGGGAGAUCGCGAGCAAUGUCGAGCGAGAAGAUAUUCCCUGUGAAUCCUGUUACACCAAGCCCGCCAUGUGCUACAUGUGUGGCCUUGACACUGUCGGUAGGACAGAGGAGGAGGCGAUGGAAAGAUGGGGUCAAGAGGACGAGGACAAUGUUUCUGCACUGGGAGACUAUGCGAGACCCGUCUUCAGGUGUCUCCGAUGCUUGAGAACGGCGCACUACGAAUGCCUGGUGGAAGGCGAAGAGGACGAGCAUGGAGCAGCAUACAAGGUGCAACAUAAAUACGGCUGGCAAUGCUUGGACUGUCACAAAUGGGCGGCAGUCGACGAGAUCAUCGCUUGGCGCUACGUGCUGGGGGAGAGCCGGACGGAACGAAGCAGUGGCAGUCUGUGGAGCAGAGCGGUGUCUCUGAAAGGUAAGGAGGCUAAAGGUGAGCAAGAUGAGGAGCUCGGCGACUUGGGUCGAAGGGAGUAUUUGGUCAAGUUUGAGCGACAGUCCUUCCGCAAGCUCGCUUGGGUGCCGCAUGCGUGGCUGUCUUGCACCAGUCUGAAGCUCAAGCAUUUUCUGCAACAUGGCACUCGGCUCGAGCUGGAGCCUUUGGAAGACAAUCGUCAACGCGUGCAGCUGACUACUCAGGCCAUCAAGGACGCGAACGCGAUGGACGAGGCGGCUAUUCUGAAGCAAACAAUGAAUGCGGCGGAAGAGGAGGCAGACGUCCUCCUCAUGCUCCGCGGUCCACCAGCAGAGGAUGUGCAUGCUGUAGAGCGCAUCCCUAAAGCGUGGCUCUUACCAGAGCGGAUGCUGGACGUAUAUUUCCACCCGUCCAUCUUGGAAGGCAGUGAGGAGACAGAAGCGGCGGUCAGGAACACCGAAUUCAAAAAGAAGAAAAAGCUCCUCAAAGGCGAUGGUGGCGCGCCUCCGAUUGACAUCACCGGCCUCAUCUACAUCGACGAAUUGGAGGGCACUGUUCACACUAUCCCUACCAGUGCGGCACAGUCUUUCGAGCACAUCUCUCAUGCGCUCAUCAAGUGGGGUGACCAAGGGUACGAAAAAUGCACCUGGCAGGACUUAUCCGAUAUGCAGCAAGAAGACAAGGAAUUCAAGAUGGCGUGCGUACGAUCUUUCGAGCGCUACCUGAACGGUCGUGACGUCCUCGUACGAAAACCCACUGCGCAGGAUGAAAUCAAGCGUGAGCAAAGGACUCAGGCGCCUUUCACUCCGAUUAAGUCACAGCCAAGGUGGCUGGAAGGCGGAAGACUGCUGGAUUUUCAGAUGGAGGGCCUGAAUUGGCUGCGGUACGGCUGGCACCACCAGCAACCGGGCAUCCUGGCUGAUGAGAUGGGUCUUGGCAAGACCGUCCAGAUCAUAUCAUUCAUCGGGUCGCUAUACUAUCGCGAAGAGCUUAGCCCUUUUCUUAUCGUCGUUCCGAACAGCACGCUGCCCAACUGGGUCAGAGAGUUCGAGAAAUGGCUGCCCGCACUGCAAGUCGUGCCAUACUACGGCGGCGAGGAGUGUCGGAAGGUCAUCGAACGAUACGAGCUGUUUCACAGCAGCCCGCCACCUGCAGAGUACCAACCGCUGAAGGCAGAUGUUGUCAUUGUGGGCGACACCACUAUGCGGAGUGAUCCUGGGCCCAUUCAUAAAGUCCAUAGCUGGGAGGUGCUGGUUGUCGACGAAGGGCACAACCUCAAGAGCGGAUCCAGCAAUCAACUGCACAAGCGCCUCAGCACCCUUGACACACAUCAUCGACUUUUGUUGACGGGGACGCCGUUGAACAACAACGUUGGCGAGCUCUUCAAUCUGCUCAGAUUUUUAUCCUCAGACAAGUGGCAGGAUAUUGAGGAGCUCAAGGCCAAAUACGAAGUUCUUACUCCUGAGCUUAUCGAGGAGCUGCAGCCGCGUCUAAAGCCAUUCUUCCUCCGACGAGUCAAGUCAGAGGUGUUGUCACUGCCUUCAAAGAUGGAGUUGAUCGUGCGCACGUCGCUGAGACCGCUUCAAAAGAAGAUAUACAAGUCAAUCCUCGAAGGCAACGUCAAGGACAUCCACGCACUCACAGCAGCCGCACAAACUGCACCAGGAAAAAAGAGAAAGAAGGUUACGCCUGGCAUUCUGAACAUUCUGAUGCAGCUUCGCAAGUGUUGCCAACAUGCAUAUCUGAUCAAUCCGCAGCUUGCCGACCUGGACGACCGAUACCUCAGCAGGAAGCAGAAGCUGAGCAGAUUGAUUGAUGCUAGCGGGAAGCUCGCUUUUCUAAAGCUUCUUCUGCCAAAGCUGAAGGCGCGUGGCCAUCGCGUUCUGCUUUUCAGUCAGUUUGUUAUCAAUCUCGAGCUUGUCGAGGACUUUAUCGUCGAGAUGGGCUAUCGAUAUCUGCGCUUGGAUGGUGUUACGGGCCUGAAGCACAGGCAAAAGGGUAUCGAUGCCUUCAACGCGCCGGAUUCGCCGUACUUCAUCUACUUGCUUUCGACCAGAGCCGGCGGCGUGGGCAUCAACCUGACAAGCGCAGACACAGUUAUCAUAUUUGAUCCUGAUUUCAACCCACAUGUGGAUCUGCAAGCGAUCGCGCGUGCCCAUCGCAUUGGACAGAUGAAGAACGUCCUCUGCCUUACGCUGGUGUCCAAGGCGACGGUGGAAGAAAAGAUCGUCGAAAACGCCAAGCUAAAACUGCUUUUGGAUCACCUGGUCGUGCAGAAUUUGGAGAACGAGGAGAGCAGACCAGACGUGUUGGAAUCGACUCUCAAGUUCGGUGCGCAAGCACUUUUCGAGGAGAACGGCGUCGAGGAAAAUGACAAGGAUAUCAAGUUCAGCGACGAGGACAUUGAAGCCAUCCUUUGUCGUCGUCAAGGGGAGGAAGGGCCCAAGAACAUCGCCACGGCAAGUCAGAGCAAGGAUACGCUGGGCAGCAAUUUUUUUUUCGCUCGCAUGUGGGAACAAGAGGAGUCGCCAGAGGGGCUUGCUGCCGAUAAGCACACGCACGGGGAAGAUGAAAGCUUUUGGGCAAAUCUGUUGCAGCAGCAGAGUGAGGAAUCGGCGAAGUUGAAUUUAGAAAAACAGGCUCAGUUGUUGGGUCCGCGAAAGCGCAAUCAACUUUUCGCAAACCUCAACGAGAAUCUAGUAUUAAGGGCUCGGACAUCGGGCGACGAUUCCAGCGAAAGCAUGGCGAUGCGCAAGAAGUCGGCCAAGAAUGGUAGGGAUGAACAGGAGUUCGUCCCGCGAGACUCUCCAUUCGACAAGGAAGGCGAGCCAACUACCACGAACGGUGCUCAAGGCAGAGCGCAGAUGCCUGCCUCCCCUCAGUCAACAAAGGCAGCCGCUUCUCUUUCUGCAAUAGCUGCUCAACGUACGUUAAAGCCGUCGGGUCCAAAUUCGUCGUCCAAUGACUCAAGUGCGGGCGCGUCAAAGUCUGCACCUCCUCGACCGCCCGUGAGGCCGGCCUCUACGACAAGCGCUGCCUAUGCAGAAGCUCCGACUUCUCUCGCCGUUGCAGGGACGCCGGCGAUGCGAGAAAGGCUGAGGAAUAACGUCAAAGACGAUGGAAUCUCGACGUGGCCGCCUCAAAUCCUCCGGGUUGGUUUGUUAAUGGGAAUGAGCAAAGAGCGACUUGAAAAGCUUCAAGGCUGGGCGCAAAACGGUGUUGCCCUUCCGCCUGUUGUCCCGUACAAAGAACGACCGUCUCUGACGGUGCCGCAGCUGAAGUAUUUUGCGGCACAUAUGAGCUUCCCAGAAGCUGCCCUAUCACAAAUCUUCGGAGUCGUGCAGGAACAUCAGCUGCCACUGCAUCUGCGCAACUUGCCCAAUUUUGGCCUAGAUCAGCUCGAUUUGCAACUGAUCUCUAACCACGCAUGGGGCGUCGCAUAUCAUGCUUUCAUCCGAAGCGUAGAAGCGUACCGAGCGUCAAACUUGCAAUCACAGGCUCUAAACGAAGCCCAAGCUGUAAGCCCAAUUCAAGCCCAAGCUCAAGUCCUAGCACAUGUAGCAAGUCAAACACGUCCGAGACCACCAGCACCGCCGCGACAAACUAUCGUGUCCAGCCAGGCCGCUUCUGGAAAGGCACAGGAUCCGCAGACGCUGUUGCGGACGGCACCGAGAUCAACCCCAAGGCUGCAUUCAGGGCCAUCCCCACACUCGUCCACAGCACAGCGCGCAUCACUGUCGCCAACAGUGACAAGUGCAGCAGCAGUGACCACAACUUCGCCGGCCACGCCCACGCCAGAAGCCGCUGAAGCAGUAGUUGAGGCACCGAUCCUGUCGAUCCAUCUUAGUCCCCUCAACCUCUUGCGGUGGAAGGCGGGAAUUGACAUUUUGAACAUUCCUCGGCUUACCCGUGCUGCGGAGGUGGCGAUUCAAGAGCAGAGUCCCCAAAGAAGGGCGAGUAUGAUUGCCAAGAUUGAAGAGAGUAUACAAGCCUUGACAAAGCCCAGCACGAUGUCGAGAGGCGGUCUGACGAUCAAUGGCGCUGUAGGGUUUCCGAAGACUGCUUCCACGAGUUUUCCUGAGGCCGAAUUGACGCCUUUGGGCGUGUCGGACAGUUCCCGCUUGAGUCCUCAAACCCCCCAUAGGGGUGUUCAAGGCUUCAAUGCAGCUCCAGCGAAUCCGUCCCCAUUGGUAUCGGCCUCGCCACAGGCAAUAUCUGCUGUUGCCUUGGGAAAAUUGAAUGGGCACAGCACCAGCGUGGGCACUCGGCCACCGAAUGCUGGCCUUCGGCACAAACCCAGACUCAACGUAAGCGUGGCCGAUCUCGUGAAUAGACCCAACCAAGGCGCGCGUCCGCCGCCUAUUUCCUAUACGAUCCAACGGCAACAGCAGCAGCAUCAUCUGCCCGUUUUGACCAAUCAGCCACAGCCACGGCUCCUUUACGCGAGUGACUCGCCCGACUUCAUGAGAGCAGCACCUCGGCCGGCGCCAGGGCCAGCGCGGUCGGCAGGCUGUGCGCCACCUUCGCCUCAGGACCAGGUACAGGUGGCAUGUGAUCAGAUGAAGCAGAAUGGCUAUGUAUUACAGCCGGGGCCCGUCCCGCCCGGUGGAAAUCAGAUAUGAAG
Messenger RNA from Tilletiaria anomala UBC 951, 5951 nucleotides. RefSeq lists its product as uncharacterized. Gene Ontology annotation, biological process: negative regulation of transcription by RNA polymerase II; chromatin remodeling. The record is from RefSeq and is a predicted model, not a curated record. The transcript has 7 exons. Gene Ontology annotation, cellular component: nucleus; chromatin. The coding region runs from base 148 to 5949 and encodes 1933 amino acids. Gene Ontology annotation, molecular function: ATP binding; histone binding; ATP hydrolysis activity. NCBI's taxonomy places the organism in Eukaryota, Fungi, Basidiomycota, Exobasidiomycetes, Georgefischeriales, Tilletiariaceae.